AUGGAUGAGUCCUUUGACAAAUUUCUCAGAUCAUUCGACAGCCUACAAAACCACACAAAUGAAGUGCUUGAUGAAGACUUAGGAAUCACAGACAAAUUCGAAGAAGAAUUAGAGAAACCGGAUGUUCAUACCGAUGAAAUUACAGACCAGGAGUGCGAGACACUGCAGAAACUCCUCGAAGACGCAAAAUUGGCGCUGCAAAAGACCGAGGAGAUGCCAAAAUGGGGAGCAGACGUGGCCGCACCCACAAGAGAGGCCGCAGAAACUCUCAAGUUUCACUUCCGAGUGCUCUGUGCUUCUCCGGUCACUGAAAUCGCGCAGUCAGUGGCUUCACAAACUGCGAAAUUAUUGGUCCCAGUGAACCGCCUUGCACGAAAUGAGUACUGCGAAUCUAAAGCAGCGCAGUACUCGACUGGCACUUUGUACCAACCUCUGCGCAGCUGGCUUAGUGCACGCAACAGCAAGGCAGGCCGGGAGAUCAUCCGCUGUGAAAAUCAGCACAACGUGUCUGUGCUUGAGCAGGCGAUGAUGAUGAUGAUGAUGAUGAUGAUGAUGAUGGAUGUGAAGUGA
Mesocestoides corti is the source of this 570-nucleotide messenger RNA. NCBI's taxonomy places the organism in Eukaryota, Metazoa, Platyhelminthes, Cestoda, Cyclophyllidea, Mesocestoididae. The record is from the annotation of a GenBank genome assembly.